This is a messenger RNA of Coregonus sp. 'balchen', 32136 nucleotides long. The record is from the annotation of a GenBank genome assembly. NCBI's taxonomy places the organism in Eukaryota, Metazoa, Chordata, Actinopteri, Salmoniformes, Salmonidae.
AUGUGUUCAAUCUCUUGGUGUUUGUGUGACUGUUCGUGGCUCUGUCUUUGCCAGGAGGAGGUGUUUCCUGCACUGUAUGAGUCACAGUGUGUUUCUCUAACUGUUGCUGGCUGUGUCUCUUCUCUGUUGGCAGGCACGUUAGUGAUGCAGGUGACAGCCAAUGACUCAGAUGAUGACACCACAGCCAAUGGGAUGGUGCGCUACAGGAUCCUGUCCCAGACCCCCCACAUGCCCAUCCCCAACAUGUUCACCAUCAACAGCGAGACGGGAGACAUCUUCACCGUGGCCGCGGGCUUGGACAGGGAGGUCAGUAGCACAACACGGCCGCACUGUCUGUCAGGGGGCGGGGGGGGGGGGGGGGAGGAAGGGGCAUUGACAUCCUGUUGGAUCAGUGUUCAUGUCAGCCAGUUACUGCACAUCCACAUGGUUACGGUAUGUUGUUGGUGUGUACUGUGUCACCUCACAUCUCAUGGCAGAGGUACCAUAUCAAACUAAGUAAUUAUAUUAGAUAUAGUCUGACAGUGGAUGAUGUUCCCAUUCCUAUAAGUCACCGCUCCUGUACACCAGUCAGUCACCUUCUGCCCUUAAUAACUAACUCAGGAUUCCCUCUCUCCCUCGACUAAAUCUUAACCAUUAUGAGCAAAAUAGUCUGACAGGGUUGGGGUUGAUUCUUAUCUAUAUUCCAGUCUAUUCAGGAACUGAAUUGAAUUAUUCAUGUGUAGAGACUUUUCAUGUCCAAUUCAGUUGACAGGAGUUGAAAUGGAAUUGACCCCAACCCUGCAAACAGUACUACUAAUGGCUAUAAAAUACCAACACGUGCUGGCCCUCCUGGAGGGGGUCAAGGGAAUGGAUUUCACCUGAUUUAUCCUCUACCUUCCUUGUGUCGCACUCCCACAGGUGAUGUGCCCCCCCACCCCCUCCCUUCUUAGAUCGCUAAUGAGGGAGGUCACGGAGGAUCAACUCUGUUUAUCCCAUAAUGUAUCAGUAAGCUGCCAGCAGAGUCUUUUAUGAGAAGCUGUUCUCACCCUGCAGUCUGUCUCUUGCAGUCAGUCUCUUACAGUCAGUCUCUCAGACUCACACUCCUAAUACUCCUCUGUGGCCUGACAUUCAGAGGGAAAUACGACCGCCAAUCCUACUCCUAAAUGUUCCAAAGACACAAAAUGAUAACAUACUGUAUCAUUAUGAUAUUAUUAGUCUGAUGAUUUUACCGCUGACAUAAAAGCACUAGUGCUGAGUCUAAACCUUUGAGCUCUGGCAACACGAGAAAGUCUCAUAACGUUUAUAUUCUGAGAUUUCCCAAUAGUCCCACUUGGUAAUAGCUCCAUCCUGACCAUCCUGUAGAAACCCGACGGAUUUGACCUAUAUUGGAAACAAGACUGGUAUGGCUACCAGGUUUAGUUGCUUAAUAUCUGAUUUGUCUGUGAAUAUUGAGGAAAAUAAACAAUCACAAUUGCAUCCAGGUUCUGUAUGCAUAUAUGCAUGCAUGUUACUCAUUCAAGUAUACAUGUUAAACAGUAAAGCGUUGACAGUAGAAAUCGUCUGCAGUUAAUGCAGGGCCUGUUUCCCUGUCCCCUGGUCUCCCCCACAGCUGAACGGAUGGGAGUCAACCUCAUUAAUCUAAAUAGAGCAGCAGCUCCAGCAGCCCAGUCUCACCUGCCUCUCUCCCUCUGAUCCUCCCCCUAAAACUGGGACACACCUGGGUGUUCACCCACCUACACUCAAGGUCACACACAUAAGUACACUCUCAGGCAUUAACAUACAUGUAUGCAUGCACACACCCGCACGCACGCACACACACACACACACACACACACACACACACACACAGCGAUGUAGCAGCUAAUGCUCUUCAUCAGUUGCACUAGAGACUAAAUGGAAUAUUCAUGUGUUAAUUAAGGGGUGAGUGAGCCUCUUCAGUGUGGAGAAGAGCAGGGGAACAGGAAGGGCACUUCAGUGUCACCCAGCCCUGAACACUCCUGAAUGCCAAUUACCCUGCCACUCACUGCAUCCCUGACCUCACCUCUUCUGUGCCCUCGUGCCACUGCAUGUUUCAGCACACUGGUUAACAAGCAGGGCUAAGCUGUCUCUGGGUCCCUCUUUCUCUGCCUGAGAAACAGAGCUACUGUACAUUAAGAAGCUACGGUGUCUGUCUCUUGUGCUGGUGGCUAAUGGGCAGCAUUUGUUAGUCCUGGUCCUGUAUGAGGUAGCCUGCUGAGUGUGAGAGAGUUGUGCUGUCCUGUGUGCCACAGAUGGACUGGGCUGUCUCAGUGCUCUCUAGGCCUGGCUGGAGUGGCAGGUCCGUUGCUUUUCAUUCCCCCAGGCUACUGCAACCUCUCUGGAGCCUAGCUGUGCACGAUGCUGGGCGGCGUGGCUGACUCGUGUCAGCUCCAGGUUGGAGCGUGUCAGCUCUGCUCUGCCUGAUUAGGGCAUUGAUCUGGCACUGUAGUCAGUGUUUGUGAGUGCCUACAGACUGUCCCCAUGGGGGAGGAGAGGCCGGGUGGGGGACAAGGCAGGGCACUGGGCACCUACAGGGGCUUGGAGGUGCCAUCUCCAGGGGACUGAGUAUCACUCCUUCAGCCUGGGGAAGUGGUUAACCAUUAGGGGCUCCCUCUGGAGAAAGGUUUGUGUUUGGCAUAUCUGGGGGGCAAGUGUCUGUGCAUAAGGGUGUAUCUGAGUGUUUGUGUGACUGUAUUUAAUGUGUCAUGAGUGUAUCAUAUUGGUCUGUCGUAGCCGGCCGCGACCGGCACAAUUGGCCCAGCGUCGUCCAGGGUAGGGGAGGGAAUGACCGGCAGGGAUGUAGCUCAGUUGGUUGUGAGUUCGAUUCCCACGGGGGGCCAGUAUGAAAAUGUAUGCACUCACUUAACUGUAAGUCGCUCUGGAUAAGAGCGUCUGCUAAAUGACUAAAAUGUAAAUGUAAAUGUCUGGGUGUGUAUGUGUAUUGUAUGUCCAUAUGCCUUUGUUUUUAAUACAGUGUAUUUAGCAGGAGCUCUGUGCUCCAUCUUCCUCAGAGAGCUGCAGUGAAUGGGAGGGAGGGAGUCUCUCUGGGUUAAAUGUGAGUCAGUGGCUGUUUGAGGGAGAUUGUUAGUGACAGGGUAAUCACUGUGGUCAGAACCAGACUGACAGGCCAGAACACAAACCACAGAACAAAUACGGAAAGUGCUAGUUCAGUGCUCAUUCACGCUCGCUUUGUCUUUGUCACAUGUUCAGUCUGCCUAACACACAAAGCACAAACAGACACAGCUCAGAUUAAAUUCAUUCUCCAUUAAAGGGAUUCUCCAGUACUUUUGUAUACUUUUUAGCCAGUAGUUCUGAAAGUAGUGCUCUUGAGCCAAAAGUGGUCCCCGAAAAUGGUGUACUAUGUCACAUACAGUAUGUGCACCACGUCAUUGCUGUCUCUCUCUCUCUCGCGCCAAACAGCGAACAUUAGACAACCAUUUCAGGAUUUAAUUUGACCUUUUUUGUUAAAAGGAGUGCUGGCCAUUGAGUUCUGUUAGCCUGUAGCCUUUUGCGCUUUCUGUACUCUCCGGUCUCAUUCAGUUCCUGUGUAAAGGAUCUAAUUUUACCUCAGAGUUUGCAGCAGUGUUCUGUUCUUAUGGCCCUAGAUGCCUUUCAACCCUUCCCAUUCAAGUCCAAGGGCUUAGGCCCGUGGGAAAAGCGCUGCUUUUGUUCUGUUUGGUGAAAGAAGAAGGCGUAUUUCCUUUCGUGAGUUGGACUCUCUAAUCUAACAGAGAGACUUAUUUUCAAAGAUCUAUAAGACUCAUUAGAGACCCCUUUAAUGGCUUGUUAGGGCAGACACAAUGACGGGAGGGAGAGGCUAGAAGAGUGUGUGUGUGCUGGGUUAAACUUCUAACAAAGUGCUGCAGGACAACAUGUCCCAUUCCCCCUACUGUGUCAGAGUGCCACCUGCUGUUGGGCUUAACACUCCUUUCCAUGCUUGAUCAAACACCAUGCACGUCUGCUACUAAGAGUCAGGCUACCCACAGGACAGCAGCUAUCCAGGACUACUGUUACCCUGAUGUAGCUGAAUCAUAGUCUGAAGAGAGUGUAAAGGGUCUAAUUACUGCAGUGCACUAUGAGAAUAGAUGUUAUUGAUAUUUCAUUAUGGCUGUAAUAAACCGCAGCCCAUAUUGAGUUUUCAUUAAUAGAGAUGGUCUAGUUCAAAUUAACAUGUGGAGCGAGUCCUAAUGACUCUGCAGAACUUUAAAUGACUCUAGGUGAGUUUAAGUGCUUUAAAAAGCCUCGCUGGAUCAACUGACCUGACUAUUAAGCACACUGCUCCCUGAGCAGAGAGAGAGAGAGAGAGAGAGAGAGAGAGAGAGAGAGAGAGAGAGAGAGAUAGAGAGAGAUAGAGAGAGAGAGAGAGAGAGAGUAGGAUAGAGAAGAGAGAAGCUCUAGAGAUAGAGAUAUCCUAAUACGAUAGAGAGUAGAUCGUCUGAAUAUCUCUCUCUCUCCGAGCUGCGUAGAUUCUAUCUCGAUUGCAUCGCGCUCUAUCCUGAUCUCUAUUUCUCUCCUGCGGAGAAAUCGUCUUCUCUCUCUCGCUCUCUCGCUCCUCCCUCCUCUCUCUCUCGAGCUCUCCUACUCCGAUCUUCUCUCUCUACUCUCUCUCUCAUCUGCGAGAUCUCUCUCGAAUCUCAAUCUGUAUCUGAAAUUGCAUCUUUACCCAGCAUUUUACUGGCCUCCAUCAGGGUUCAUUGGCCAUACCCAUACAGGUCCUGACCCAAUAGCUGUUAUAGGCUGUGUACUCGAGGUCAACACUGCAGAACUGGCCCAGUGAUAGCAGGGCUACUGAAUGGUGGAAGGCUUGAAAAGAGAGGCCUUUUCAGCUGAACAGGGUAAAACUUUAUUUGGAUAGUCCAUCUACAGACUAUCAGUAACAUUUCAACUAACCUUAACCCUUAUCCUAACCCUAAACUUAGCCCUUACCCUAGCCCUAACCUUAACUCUUACCCUUAUUCUAAACCUAGCCCUAACCUUAGCAAGCAGUUGCUUAUCAACAGAUAGUUUGUUGAUAUUAUGACCUGUAGAGCAUCUACCGAUGGAAAAUCCGGACUAUCCCAAAUAAAGUGUGACCGAACACAGCAGCAGGCUAGGCUGGGCUUUCAUCUCCUCUCCUCUUCACACUGACUGACCUGUCCUUGACGUCCAGUCUCCACACCAGCACAAUAGGGGGUUUAGCCAAAUGGAUUAAUGAGAGCAGAGAGGAGCGGCGACUCUGAGAGGCUUACAGGGAGAGACCAGGGGAGAGCCUGGGUGACUGGAGAGAGAGAGAUGGACUGGGGAGAGGGGUGAAACCAUUGCUGCACUGAUGGACACAGUGAAUUUUCAGCACCAUGGACAGCAGCAAAGUGUAAAUGAGUUUUGUUUUUGAGUCAAAAAAAGAAAUAAUGCAUCUGUUCGUGUUGUGAGAGAGGAGGAGGGAGAGAGAAAGAUAAAAAGAGAGGAGAAGACAGUGUCUCUGCUGUGUCUUCUCAGUGUGAAUGCAUGUUAUACUGUUUGAUGUCAUGAUUGACUGUUCUUUCAAUGGUGGUCUUUACUGCAGCACCGCCUCUAGCUGUUCUCUACCAUCUAACUGGGCUAAAUAAUGUCCAUUCACUCUCUUUAAUAUUUGCAGCAUAGUGGUUCUUCUUAAAGUGAUGGCACCUCCAUUAGAAUGAGUGAUGAUCAGGGUUGCUCAGAGAGCUAAAAGCAGGGACUUGUAGGCUAUAAUGGAUGAGCCUUUCACUCGCACCCAUUGCUCCCUCACUUCCUAAGCCUUUGUGUGUGUGUGUGUGUGUGUGUGUGUUCAUGAGUUGCACAUAAGUGUGUGUAUCAGAUUCAGAGCUGUUUGUGCUAGUUAUUAAUUUGUUUGUUUGUCAGUCAGCCCACCUACCUACAGUAUGCUCAGAACUACCUUCACCCUCUAUGAGCUCUUAUUUAACUAACAUGAAUGUGGUGUGUCUUUCCAGAAAGUGUCCCAGUACACCAUCAUCGUCCAGGCCACGGACAUGGAGGGGAACCUGAACUUUGGCCUGUCCAACACGGCCACCGCCCUCAUCUCUGUGACCGACAUCAACGACAACCCUCCCGAACUGACCGCCAGGACGGUGAGUCUCCUCUCCACCCCAGGACUGACCUCUACUGUAGGGCCACACAUCUGUCUUCAUGACAGGAUAACAUCUGCUGAUGGAUAUUCACCAGGGCAGUGCCCCAACUCUGUUGUAGACGCAGUCCAUGUGUCUGAUGCUAUCUUAGAGAACAAGAGGUCAUGGCUCUUUGACAGAGGAGCGGGGCAGAGACAUGUGGAGAGAUAAACAGCAGGCAAAGACAAAUAGGAAGAAAGGGGUCAGAGGGAAAGAGGGAGCUACUGAAGUAAAGGGAGAGUGGGUCAGAGCGACAUAUGGAGGGACAAAGAGGGAUGAGAGAGAAAGAUCAUAGGCUGUUUGGUUAUAGGAGCAGCCCUCCCUCCACUCUUUCUGCCAGCAGCCUCUCUGGUGGCCAUGGUUUGUCUGCAGGCAUCUGGUCCCAGUCCCAUACACAUCCGCACUGGAGGCUGCCUGACUUCUUCUGGCCCACUUUAGUGUGUGUGUGUGUGUGCAUGUGGGCGUGCAUCAUAAGGGAGGAGUAGUCUCUCCCUUUGUUGGUCUUUCUUUCUUUCUCUCUCUCUCUCUCUCUCCCUCCCUCUCUCCUUUUUCUGUAUGUCCAUCCAUCUGCAGAGAGAGGAGUGUGUCCACGUCACACACUGCCUCCUCUGAUAUGUGAUCCAUCUCUCGGUGGCACGGCGGCAUCAUCACUGAGUGUGCCAGGCAGGCAGCUGUGUAGUUCCAGCCGGUUGCUCUGAUAAGAGGCCCCAGCUGUCAGAGACUAACCCACUGAACAACGCCUCAGACCGCUCUGUCCUGUCUCUGUCACUCCCCUCUCACAGGGGAACACUCAAACUUCCACACUGCCACACUCCUCUUUACUCUACACUCUCUACUCUCUCCACUCUUCAGUCUUUGUAUGCUGUUUGCUGUUGUAGGGUCACUGGAUUAUCAGACAUGGUGUUAGGCAGUGGUGGGAAAAGUACCCAAUUGUCAUACUUGAGUAAAAGUAAAGAUACCUUAAUAGAAAAUGAUUCAAGUAAAAGUGAAAGUCACCCAGUAAAAUACUACUUGAGUAAAAGUCUAAAAGUAUUUGGUUUUAAAUAUACUUAAGUAUCAAAAGUAAAUGUAAUUGCUAAAAUAUACUUAACCCUUUGACACGUACCAACAAAUGGGUGUGAUCAUUCUAAAGUGGUCUCUGCAGCAUACGCUCAAACCAGUGUGAUUAGAAGGCUUAUUUAGAACGUCCAGUUUCGAUUGACGCAACAGUCAGCGUUUGAGCUGGCCACACUGUUUUUUCACAGAAACAUUUUGCACAAACACAGUCCUUACACAGUUAUGUCCUGAAUGUGACCAGUUUAUUUUUGGAUGCAAUGUUCAGACAUUCACAGAAGUAGCAACAGCAUACACAAUCAUCCAAACCGGAAAAUGUAGGCUACAUUAGUCCUAGCGCUUACUGAGGAAAGAUUGACAUUACACAAGCGUAUUUAGCAAACUCUCAGCUGACAGAAACCACAAUUUGAAUUAGCUAAUAGCAAUUACUAUUUACAAUUCAUCAUAUCAUGGGUGAGCUCUCCAUUUAUUUAAAUAAUUGAGUAAAACACUUUCUAAAAAUCUAAACUAAUCCGAUGAUGGGUAGUUUGUGCGCGCCGCCAUGUUUGCUUUUUUUGCCUCAACCAAAGAUAAGAAGAGGAGACAAGAUGAGUUUGGUCUGUUUGCACUAUGCAUGUUGAAGGGGGCGUGUCGUCUACGAUCAUUCACUUCCCUUCAUGCACUUCCGGAAGUUUACUCGAAAGAUGAGUGAACCAUUCCUUCACCUCAUUUUGUUCUAACAUAUUUGAUCUGACAGACGUUUAAGUGACACCCAGAAUGCAUUGUAUGAUGUCAACAAACAUGGAGCCACAAAUACUGUAGAAAGCAAAUAACUUAGCAUUAGCUCAUCAUAAUCAGUACAACCUUGAAAAAAGUAUUUGUCUAUUACAAUCUAUGCAAGAAUCGGAAUGCAUGAUUUGUCACCAGUACUUGAAAACAUGUGAAUAAAACUGUAAAUACAUUAUGCUCCACAUACUGUAUGCUACAGUAGAAACGACAACAUGAUAUACAGAAAAUAAGGCACUUACUUUGAUAGGAACGCACACACGUCCAAAGUUAUUAUUUGUAAGGAAAACAACAAUGAAGGCAAUGCGGGCGCCAGACAGAAAAUGUUCCAGGGGGAAAACGUUUGUGCAAGACUGCACAAAUGUCUGCAUACUUGAUCUGCGGAAACACUGGGGAAGUGCUUGGGCUCUGGUUGAAGAGAGAAGUUUGUCCAGCUCAGUAAAUCCUCAAACAUAAUUUGUCCGCAUCAGUGAAAUGGGCUACUUCCUAUGUGUAUUAAUGAGGAGUUGGAACACACCUCAAUUGAAACUGUUGUUAGAAAAUAAAACUUGCUAGAAAAUAAUUUGAAAUUGACAAGUUGAAACAUAGAUAAAUAGCAGGCAGUGUCUUGGUUUGAGGGUAGCGUGGGUUAACUGUCCUGUUGUGUAACAAUUACAUUUGGGAACAGUGAGUGCAUUCUGACAUCACGUACAUAAACAAACUCACGCUGGGGCGUGAAAAGGGUAAGUAUCAAAAGUAAAAGUAUAAAUCAUUUCAAAUUCCUUAUAUUAAGCAAACCAGACGGCACAAUUACAUUUUUUAUUUUAUUUACGGAUAGCCAAGGGCACAGUCCAACACUUAGACAUCAUUUACAAAUGAAGCAUUUGUGUUUAGUGAGUCCGCCAGAUCAGAGGAAGUAGGGAUGACAAGGGAUGUUCUUUUGGUAAGUGGUGAAUUGGACCAUUUUCCUGUCCUGCUAAGCAUUUGAAAUGUAAUGAGUACUUUUGGGUGUCAGGGAAAACGUAUGGAGUAAAAAGUACAUUAUUUUCUUUAGGAAUGUAGUGAAGUAAAAGUUGACAAAAAUAUAAAUAGUAAAGUGAAGUACAGAUACCCCCCAAAAACUACUUAAGUACUACUUUAAAGUAUUUUUACUUAAGUACUUAACACCACUGGUGUUGGGUGGAGGGAGAGUGUUGAGUAUCCUCACUGCCUCACUGUGUUUAGAACCACGUGGCAUUGCAGGAGAGAUCAUGAAUUAUACCAGCAAUAGAAGAACCAGGAUGACAAAGAAGGAGAAAGAAACAAGCUCUGGAAACAUGGUUUAGAACACAUGGUUUAGAACACAUCAUGGACGGCUUGUUCAAUAGGGCGAUAUGGGCGACGCACUGCCAAACGGGAAAAGGAAGGGAUUUUUUUUCUAAUCAAUUAUAUCACGGCAACGGCAGUUAUCAGUGUUCACGUCUGAUCUGCCAGCCACUAAAUGUCAAAUCAGGCUAAAGUCGUGCUUCAAAUGGCCCCGCCCGUUUUUUGGGCGAUUUCAGUCAGGUUGAAAAUCGCCCAGAAGUCUCUCAUAGCCUGUCAUGUAAAAUCUAUUUUUUUCACAUUUCAAAGCUUUCAAUACAUUCUCUAUGGGUGUCUGUGUGCAUGCACUUACGCGCUUUCGUCAUACGUGACGUAACGUUGAACGUAACUAAGACAAUGGCGGCUACCAGCGUCUAUGUUGCGACCUGCUGUGUGGCGUUAUUUUAUUUUUUUAAUUUGUAGACUUAGUUUACAAACAUUCUGCAAACAUUCUGCUUUGGACUGAUCUUCGGUUUUGGACUGAUCUUGUUGAUCGUGUACAUACCCGCUACGAACGGACUAAAUAAUGAAAACGCUGCUGGCAGCAAAAUCCCAAUACAGCUGGGAGACUUGACUGGAUGACAGAGUCCCGGACAGAGAGGUGGAGCCGGCCACCUUCACCCUGGACAGAGCGGACCGCGAUCCUGGUAAGAGAGCGACUCUGUACCCCGACAUUGAACUGCUUUCUGUGUCAUUGAACCUUACUAUUGUUGAUAAAACAAGUUUACUGGAGAACGGAGAAAAAGUAGAGACUUUUGGACAAGGUGGAUAAUUGUAUAAUAUAAGGCAGUUUAUUCAGAGGUAAAGAUAUCUGGAAUCGCGUGCACGGACCCGUUCGUCAAACUCGUAGGGAGUUUAUCAGAAGAGCCCCUAAACAUUGUGUGCUGACAUUUUAUACAAUAAAAUGAAGUAGGUUGAAUCUAGUAGUUCUGAUCUUCUGAUUGGUCCUGAUGAGUUGGGCGAUGUCACCUCCAGGCUAGUGUCACUGUUGCAUUGGCUCUGAGUCGGGUUCUCUGUCUUCAGAUGUUCAGCCUAAGAGAAGAGGAUUUGUGUGUGUGUGUGUGUGUGUUUGUUAUCAGUGUGUGUGUGUGUGUGUGUGUGUUUGUUAUCAGUGAUGAUGUGUGUGUGUGUGUGUGUGUGUGUUUAUCAGUGAUGAUGUGUGUGUGUGUGUGUGUGUGUGUGUGUGUGUGUGUGGGUGUGUGUGUGUGUGUCCUCAGGGCAAGAACACGUGAGUUGGAAGAACUGAGAGACCUAUGGCGUGGGUGUUAUCCUUAGCCACCUGCUGACAAGGCUGACAAGAUAGGACUCUUGUUCAUUGUAUUGAAUACAAAGGCCCAACACAAAAUGGGUCAUGCACAAGAUUUUAGUCAGACCAAGCUAUAACAUUAUAUAUUUACUACGACAGUACAUUCAACCAAAAGCUAAUAUAACAAAGGCAUCAGAGAUUAUUUAUAAUCUGUCACAGAAACUGGAAUCCAUCUCCCCAGAUCAGUCAAUAAAUGCUUCUGGUAUUGACUUAUAUGCUGCCCCUGUCUUCAUGUUGUUGCUGGACAUAUCUUUUUUUAAAUGUGUGUAGGUCACCUAAAUCAUCAGAAAAAUUGCCCCUCCUGAGAAUUUUUUCAGGAGCCGCCACUGGAACACAUGGUUUAGAACACAUGGUUUGGAACACAUGGUUUAGAACACAUGGUUUAGAACACAUGGUUUAGAACACAUGGUUUGGAACACAAGUGUCAAACUGUGUGUUCCAACAGUAACAGAUGGAUGGGCCUCUGUUGUGGAGGGACAGUGGUUAUUGUGGUGCAGAGGACAGGAGAGGGAGGAAGAGAAGACGAGUGGGGAAAGCAGAGGACAUGUUAGUCAUAUUGAGGCAGCUGUCUUACUAUCUUACUGCUGUCUAUUUGACACGCACGCACACACACACACACACGCACGCACGCACACGCACGCACGCACGCACACACACACACACACACACACAGCUUUACCCGCAGGCACACACACACACACACACACACACAGCUUUACCCACAGGCACACACAUACACAUUUUCCUAGAAGAUUGCAGUAUUAUCCAGGUUCUCUGUUGCUUUGUUUGUCAAUUCCUUUUCUUCUCUUUCCACAGAGCAAACUCCACUCGGAGCAGUUCAGUAAUUAUUUGUGUAUGACAGACGCAGGAAAGCAUGUGCAUCUCUCAACGGGAAAUGGAGAGAAAACAUAAGCACACUAAUUAAGUAAAAUUGCUUGCAGGGGCGUAAACCAAGCAGAUAUAUUGCUUCUCAUUUGAAAAAAAGCCAAAUGUUUUAUUCAUUUGAGAACAUGGGCAUGAAUAUGAGAGUGUGAUGUUCGUCAUUAUGUGAAAAACAAAAAGACAAUGGUACUUGCCACAACUCAUUAGGCUGCUUUCAGCGACUGUAUAAUCUCACUCUCCUAGGGUUAUGGUAAUGAGAUCUAAUCAAGUGCAUCACACUCAAACUAAACUAUAUACUCCUGCCGACGUUUUCAAUUCAUAUCCACAAUGAUCGGUGUUUGGAGCUGUAGUCUGUAGGUUCAGAUGUUCAAAUAUCAGCCAGCUAGAUUCCAGUAGGCCUUAAUAGCAUGCUAUUCCUGGUUUACCUGAAGAGCGUCCGUGUCUAGCGGGCUAGUUGUCUCUCAUACAUUGUAGUUUUACUGAGGCUUAUUACUGAAGAACAGUCAGGGGCAUACAGAUGUAGGAUCUUAAUUUGACCUAUGUAUAUUGUCACAGCAAAAUAAUCCUGUAGCAACAGGAUUGGAACGUUUAGUCCAUAAUGUUUUUUGAUCGGUGGUUAGGCUAUCAGCUGGCCAAAAGUAGGCUACAUGAAAAGUGCAAUACGGUGAAAUACAGUGAAUUUAUGUCAAUCACAGCGCUCAUCUGCAUUUCCUGCAGUGCAGUAAAAAUUCUCAGCAACAAAAGAGUGAUCAAAUUAAGAUGCUAUAUGUGUUGGCACAGCAGGCUUCAUUGGCUGUUAGUGAUAGUACAUGUGCCACUGCAUGUGGCACUAGUGUGAUAUGAAAAAAACAGAAAUAAUGUGGGUUGCCAAGGGCUCCAUCACCGUCACAAUGAGGAUAUAAUAAUACCCAUAAAACUGAUUUAACUGUGCACCAUUCUACUCAGAGAGAAAAAUUUUAAGAGUUGUUUUUAAGGGCAUUUUUAUUCCCACUUCUUGCUAACAUUAUUGCACCUUUGUUGUUGUUGUUGUUGUUGUUUUCAACCAAGACCAUGCUUCUAUUGGGAAGAGUAAAAGAGCCCGUAGAGCCGUGUUGAGUUGUGUAGCUGAUUCUCUUGUCGUGAGAGAGGUAAAACAGAAUGCAGGACUAUCGUCUCAAAACGCUGCAUUAUUACAAGGCUCAAUUCUUAUAUUAUUCAGUUAUUCUCAAUUUAAUCUCCAAUUCUGUUAUUAGUAGCAGUUGAGUGGAACGGAUUCCCAGUAAGGGUUGGGGUCUGUUCCAUUUUGAACUGGAUCUGCAUCCUUUUGACUUUCAAAGUCAAACUUUGAUGCAUGAAUUAAAUUGUAGUUUACCAUUCUGAAUUGAGCGUAUCCUCUGUCAUUUUUCAAUCAGAACCCAUUGAUGGGCCCUCCAGUUCCCUAACCAGUAACCAGAGGAGGCUCCCAUCAGGCUCUCUUGUUUGACUCUCUGGCUGCUUAUCAGACAGACCACCUACUUUCAAGGGUGAGGACAUCUUCCCAGAGCUCUAUCAUCCAGUUAGAACCGUUCCAUAAGGUUUUAAAAAACACAUCUAAUUCUGCCUCUCCCUCUCUCUCUCCCAACGUUGCCAUACAAGCUUGGAAGGUUUUUUUCCUGUCUGUGUUGAAGCUCGAAGAGAAAAUGAAAUAGAGGAGCCCACACACCACAGAGAAUGUGCAUAUUUAAUUUGUUCUGUGCUUAUCGGCGUGGCGAUGCUGCGGGGGACAAGGGCUAGGGAGGAGGAGGGGGGUUUGAAUGCAGCCCCAGCGCCAUGAUGAAGCCAUUAGAGUGAACAGCAGCUGGCAGACACACACCAUAAACCAGUUAACGCAUCACAAGAGGAAACAGGGAUUACUGUCUGACAAUAAAAGCCGUGGUGUGUGUGUGUAUUGUGUGUGUGUGUGUGUGUGUUGUGUGUGUGUGUGUGUCUCGAAUAUGAAAGAGACCGCUGCAGAAUGUGGUCACUUUGUUUGGACUAAAUUCCUGUACAGUAGGUUUUUGUGUAUGCCGUUUUUGCUCUGGCUAUACCUCUGAGUUUUCUGUAUCAUUGAGUGAACUGAAUAGUUUUAGAUUGGAAUAUAAUGAAGAUCAUUACCCAAAGAUGGUUCAGGCCAUCCAUUUAAUUACAGUACUUAUUUAAUUUCUUAAUUGGUAAAUGUGCAGAAUUAAAUGUAAAUGGGUAAACACUUCAUUGAACAAAUCCAUUGGUUUGAAUUAAGAUUUUGUGACGAGUACUGAGGAUACGAAGAGGCAGGACGCAGACGCAGGAAUCAACAAUGUAAAGGUUUACUUAACACUGAGCAAGAGAACAACAAAGAGCGAGUACACGACAAGUCACUAACAAUUACACACAACACAACACUGAACAGUCCAGGGCUAUAUAGGGGUUGUGAUGAGAUGAUGAGGCGCAGGUGCGCUGGAGGUGAUAGGGUGCGUUGGGUUUCCAUUCCGGUGUUGCCGAGGUGGUGCGCUCAGACCGCUGUCUCAGUAGACCGGCAAAUCAGAGCGCUGGAGGGGAGCAACGGGAGGAGAUGUGACAGAUUUCCACACAUUGGCAUUCAGCACUAUAAGGAACGGCAUUAUGGUAGUUAGCAAGUUGGGUACUACCAAAGCAUGUCCAGAGUGCAUAAAAGGGCAUUACUGUGACUCAACGGUCACGUGGAAUUUUACUGCGGUCAUGACUCAUAACUGCCUGUCUCUAUUAUCCAAAUUCAUAAAAAAUAUCUCACUUUCUCUCACAACCUCCCUCCCUCUCUCUCUCUCUAGUUUUCAGGGGAGGUCCCAGAGAACAGGGUGAAUGUGGUGGUGGCCAAUCUGACAGUGAUUGACAGGGAUCAGCCUCACAGCCCCAACUGGGCUGCCCAGUACCGCAUCGCCAGCGGAGACCCCCAGGGUCACUUCCUCAUCCGCACCAACCCUGUCAACAACGACGGCAUGGUCACUGUGGUCAAGGUAGGGAACUACUUCACUGUUUUAAAUAAACAACUCCAAGUGCUAAAUUAUGAUUAACUUUGGUUCCAUAUUGAUAUGGGUGCAUUUUAGUUAUUUAAUUUCUCUUUCCUUUCUCGUUCAUCUCUCUCUCUCGCUCUCGCUCUCUCCCUCUCCCUCCAGCCGGUGGACUAUGAGCAGAACAGGGCCUUCAUGCUGACGGUGAUAGUCUCUAACAAGGCCCCACUGGCCAGUGGGAUCCAGUCUUCUCUCCAGUCUUCAGCGGGGGUCACCAUCUCCGUACAGGAUGUCAACGAACCCCCUGUCUUCCCCUCCAACCCCAAGUCCAUCCGUUUCGAGGAGGGUGUCCCUGCAGGCACCACACUCACCGUGUUCGCUGCCCAAGACCCUGACCUCUUCAUCCAUCAGAAUGUCCGGUACUGAAUGAUCACUGUUAGGAACUACAGGGCCUGGGCUUCAUUUAGGAUAGAUGCUGAUUGUAUUUUGCAUCGCCGUCAUAAGACUGAACCACUGCCUUCUGUGACAUUCUUAACUGACCUGCUCCCAAGACUAAAGUCCAUUAAUUUCCCUGUUGGCUAGCGACGAGGGAGGAAAGGUUACAUCGUAAUAAGCUGGACUGUGUCCAGCUACUCUUUACCUCUCUCUCCCUCUCCCACAUACUCACUGGGUCAAAGGUCAUUGAGCCACUCCAUCCACUCUAUCCCCAGAUUCAGCACCAAUCAAUUCCACUCUCAAUUCACUCAGGCACCCGUUAAAGAAUCAAUGCAGUGCAGGCAAACAAAUAAACUCUAAAAACACCAGUUCUUCUCAUAAAUGAAUUCACUCAAACUUACUCUUUCACUGUUGUUUUGUCUUCUGAGAGCCACAGAACUCCUCUUCUUCUCUCGCUACCCUGUCUCUAACUCACUGCUUUCCCUCUCUCUGUCUCUUUUUUCUCCUUUAUUGAUGGGAAGUCGGCCCUUUUGUCUUCUCCAGAGAUGUCGUGGCAGCCGACAGGCAGCUCAUGUUUGGACAGCCUGAUCACCACUGGCUGAUUCACUUUAGUGACCUUGCCGACAGCUGACGUGAGGAGUUGCAGUGUGUGUGCACCAGAACACUCCUCUUCCUUCCCCAUCCCUCCUCCCGCCUGCUUUCUCAUGUGGAGGGGGAGGAAGAGGAGAGGAGAGCAGUGGAGAGGAGAGGAGAGAGGAGAGAAAAGGGGUAGACAGGGUCUGAUUUGCCAGCUAGUUUGACUGUCAGACUUGGGGGAAGUGGUAGCGUGCAUGGAUGGAUCGUAGAACUGCACCACCAGCUGUGUGCCCUUCUCCAUGUGCCAGUCUCUGCCAGCUGGGUGUCAGAGAGAGGCGUGAGUGCCCCCGGGCUGCCACCGUGGCAUGGGGAGAGAUGACAGAGCCUCUCACAACAACUAGAGACCUCUGUUUCACCUGCCAAUGGACAUCAAAUCCAAACUGACACCAAAGUCUGUUGGCGUGACUUUCUAACUCUCAUUUUCUUGUUACUACUUGUUACAACAAUUUAUCUGUUGUUGAUUUCCCCAUGACGGAGAACCACAUCGAUACCUCGAUAUCUCUGUUCGUCUUUACCUCCCUCCAUCCCUUGGAGUCCAAAUGUGGCAGAGUGUUUCAUUAAGGGGAGAUUUAGCUGCUUAGCUGCUAUUAUCUCCCACACAUCUCGUUGGCACUCGCUAACUUGUGUGAUCCUCCAGCGUGUUCUCUAAUUAGACCUAUUCUCAUCAUCAUCAGCAGCAACAUCAAACCUCAUCCCACCAGGCAUCUGAUCUCUCUAUACCUCUGUCUCUCUAUAUAUAUAUAUAUACACAGUGCCUUUGGAAAGUAUUCAGACCCCUUGACUUUUUCCACAUUUUGUUACGUUACAGCCUUAUUCUAAAAUUGAUUAAAUAAAAACAUGUUCUCAGCAAUCUACACACAAUACCCCAUAAUGACAAAGCAAAAACAGGCUGUUAGAAACGUUUGCAAAUGUAUAGAAAAUCAAAAACAGAAAUACCUUAUUUACAUAGGUAUUCAGACCCUUUGCUAUGAGACUCGAAAUUGAGCUCGGGUGCAUCCUGUUUCCUUUGAUCAUUAUUGAGAUGUUUCAACAACUUGAUUGGAGUCCACCUGUGGUAAAUUCAAUUGAUUGGACAUGAUUUGGAAAUAUAAGGUCCCACAGUUGACAGUGCAUGUCAGAAGGAAUUGUCCGUAGAGCUUCGAGGCACAGAUCUGGGGAAGGGUACCAAAACAUUUCUGCAGCAUUGAAGAUCUCCAAGAACACAGUGGCCUCCAUCAUUCUUAAAUGGAAGAAGUUUGGAACCACCAAGACUCUUCCUAGAUCUGGCCACCCGUACAAACUGAGCAAUCGAGGUAGAAGGGCCUUGUUCAGGGAACCCAUUGGUCAGCUGUAGAGUUCCUCUGUGGAGAUGGGAGAACCUUCCAGAAGGACAACCAUCUCUACAGCACUCCACCAAUCAGGCCUUUGUGGUAGAGUGGCCAGACGGAAGCUACUCAGUAAAAAGCACACGACAGCGAGUUUGCCAAAAGGCACCUAAAGACUCUCAGACCAUGAGAAACAAGAUUCUCUGGGGCGAAGGUUCACCUUCCAACAGGACAACGACCCUAAGCACACAGCCAAGACAAUGCAGGAGUGGCUUCAGGACAAGUUUCUGAAUGUCCUUGAGUGGCCCAGCCAGAGCCCGGAUUCGAACCCGAUCGGACAUCUCUGGAGAGACCUGAAAAUAGCUGUGCAGCAGCUCCCCAUCCAACCUGACAGAGCUUGAUAGCUUGAGAGGAUCUGCAGAGAAGAAUGGGAAGAACUCCCCAAAUACAGGUGUGCCAAGCUUGUAGCGUCAUACCCAAGAAGACUUGAGGCUGUAAUUGCUGCAAAAGGUGCUUCAACAAAUGACUGAGUAAAGGGUCUGAAUACUUAUGUAAAUGUCAUAUUUCCGUUUUUUAUUUGUAAUACUUUUGCAAAAAUGUCUAAAAACCAGUUUUCGUUUUAUCAUAUUAUGGGGUAUUGUGUGUAGAUUGAUGAUAAUUAUUUAUUUUUUAAUCAAUUUUAGAAUAAGGCUGUAACGUAACAAAAUGUAAAAAAAGUCAAGGGGUAUGAAUACUUUCCGAAUGCACUAUAUAUCUCUCCAUCUCUCCACACAGUGAGAAACACAUUUUAACUGAGUAAUCACAUUGAUUUACAUUGUUUUAUUGAGAAGAGAUACACUGAGUAUACCAAACAUUAGGAACACCUUGAGUUGCAUUCGCGUGGCAGUGUUACCUGCAUGAAGGUUAGCUCCUUUCCCUGUAAUUAACCUCUCCACUCUCCACUUAAAUACUCAUUUGUUUCCUUUCUGCAAAUUGCAUUUCAUUUGCAUCAGUUUACUCUAUUUAGCUGUCAACUGUUUACUUGACAAAACCAAGCUGCAAGAAUACCAUACUGCUUCCUGAUGCAGGGGAGAUGUUUGCAAUGUUAAACUCCUGAUCCUAUAUGGAAGUUAAGAUUAAAUACAGGGUAUUCGCUGAUUCCACUUCUAUGAUAUAUUAAGGUGUUAUCACCCAUGUUCCCUCUAAUCUGCACACGUGCGGGGGCGCGCAGUAGACCCAAGACUGCCUUGCAGCUCCCCGGGACAGCCGUGCAGAGCGCAGAAGAACUAUCAGACCCAUGAGAGAAGCACGAGAUUGAACUUCACUCAACUUUCUAGAUUUCUCCCUGUUAGUUAACACUAUCAACGUUUCCCUUUACUCUGGCAAUUGUGAUCGAAUCAACGCAAUAUUAGCCACUUUCAAUGCAACAUACCGAAACAAAACAAACUAUGCAAGAGAUUUUGUUGUAGGCCGAACACAUCGGAGUAGGAUUCUAUUGUGCAUGACUCAGCCAGUACUCUACACAGACCGGUGCGGCAUAACCAAUCAGAGCUGCAGUAGGCCUAUAUGCAAAUAGACCAUUGCCAUAUAUGGACCUGUGCCAUUUACUUUGAACUGGACUGUGUUUACAGCUGUGGUCGUGAGUAGAUGCGCUUGUUUUGAGAUCAAAGCAAGAGCUGCAUGUAGCCACGUGUGCAAAUGUUGUUAAUAUCCUUUGCUAGUUAGUGAGUUAUUAGCCCAGUUAUAGUCAUUUGUAGUCAGCUAUAGGGGAGGGAUUGCUUCCUACGAGAGCACAAAACAUACAUUUCUAGACAUCUUUGAAAAAGUGUUGUAUUUUGAGACUGGCUUGAAUAAGCAAAGUAGCCAAUAGGCAGAGGUUAGCAUAAUUUGUCUGAUUCUCUGUAAUAAUGGUAUGGGAAUAGUAAUGCAUUUUAUGUUGUAAAGUGGUUUCUUGCAUCAAACAACACAAAAACAUUUCCAGUCACCUCCUUGUCUGAAGGACAAGUGGAUAAGCAGGUUAAUGUCAAGCCCUGCAUGUUUUUUUCAAAGGUCUAAUGGAAUGUAGGCCUACAUUGAACACCAUACAUUGACUGCUACUGCAGGCUGAAUGAUAGAACAGCUAUUUCCAUGUUAAAUUGUUAUGGGAUGUUUUUUCUCCAUUGUUUUUUAUGGUAGGCCACUCUGGUAUGCCUACAUUAUGAUCAAAUAGCCACAGUAGUUUACUUGGCCACUGUUAAAACUGUAACUUAAAGCGGGUACAGCCUCAGUGUUCACAGGAAACGCGCGCUGGAAGUUGUACAGAAUUUUCACAACGUUCAAGUUGGCGCUCAGCAGACCUGAAAUUUGCUCAGUGCCGAAAAAAAUGAGAGGUAACAUUGGUUAUCACUAUGGGAUUAGAUAUGUUGUAAUAGUUUCUACUGUGUGUCUCCAGGUACUCAAAGCUGUCUGACCCAGCUAACUGGCUGAGGAUCAACAGGACCAACGGUCAGAUCACCACCAUGGCUGUGCUGGACAGGGAGUCCAUGUACGUCAGGAACAACAUAUAUGAGGCCACCUUCCUGGCUGCCGACAAUGGUAAGUCUGGGAAGUGAGUGUGUGUGUGUUUGUGUGUGUGUGUGUGUUGCCUGCUCAAUGCAUCCCUUGUGUACUUGGGAGAGAAGUUAAAUAUCUGUCUAAAUGUGCCACAGGUGCGUGCUCUCAAAGCUGCUGUAGCGAUCGGUGAAGUACUCUAAAACCAAUCGACCCAAACCAUUACAAAUAGAGGUUAGUGCUCUGUGUUUGACAGGGAGGGCCCAGGUGGUUUUGUACAACAGAGAUAUGAAGGAUUGGAUUGCAGGAAUGAGGUGGGUUGCCCUCGAGCGUGCAGAGUUUAGGCCAACAAGCUGUUGACUGUCUAUUGAUUUCAAACACCAGUCGACACAGGGAUAUAUUCCACUUUGAUUGAGUUUUGCUUUUAUUUAUUCUGCUCCACCAAGGAGGGAGCUCAACAAAGCGCCAAGCCAAUCGUUACAGACAAGCAGUCGAUGGGGGUGCUCUGCUGUGCUGAGGCAGUAGACCUUUACAUACUGUAGCUGUAAGUCAUGCAUUGCAUUACUCUCUAAUAGAAGAAACAGUUGGAUCUCCUCAGUGUGAUGAGCUUGGGUGAACUGCAUUCAUGCAGAGAGUGCAGCAUCCGUUACUUAGCAGAAAAUACUCCAUGGUAAUCAGUCAGCUAUACAAGGCUGUUAGUCUUUUUGUCACGGACUGUAGGUUAGGGUGUGUUGUCAUAGCGUCAGAGUCUGACUGUACAUUAGGAUGUGUUUGUUGUCAUAGUAUAUUGUAGGUUAGGGAGUGUUGUCAUAGGGUCAGAGUCUGACUGUACAUUAGGAUGUGUUUGUUGUCAUAGCAUAUUGUAGGUUAGGGUGUGUUGUCAUAGGGUCAGAGUCUGACUGUACAUUAGGAUGUGUUUGUUGUCAUAGCAUAUUGUAGGUUAGGGUGUGUUUCUCCUCAUUUUAACAACAGCCCCUGUGUGCUGUGUGAGGGAGAUAUGUGGUGCUUUCCAGUAAAGUCAUUUCAUAACUGUGUCCUCUGAGAGUGCUGAGCUCCAGACUCACACAGAGUGAAAUAUUUAUGUGCCGUUUCAUUUGUUAUGGCUGUCAUCACUGGGAGCAUUCACAAUAAAUGCAUGCUGUAUUCUUCCAUCACUCUCAAACCCUCCCUCAAUAUUCUCUCAGCUCCUUCAUUUCCCAUCCCUCUGUCCCUUUGCUGUCUUCUAUUUUUAUUAUAUUUCUCCUCUUCAGAUGAAAGUGGUUUUUAGGUACUGUAUAUGCAUGAAGUUACCCUCUUCCUCGAAUUGAUUACAUUUCUCUCACUUUCUUCCCUCUAUAUUUCUCUCCUCCCCCCCUCCCCCCAUCUGUCUCUCUUUUUCCUCUUUCUCUCCUCCGCCCUCCUCUCCCACCCCCUUCCCCCUCUCUCAGGCUCUCCCCCAGCCAGUGGGACAGGUACUCUACAGAUCCAUCUGAUAGAUGUGAAUGACAACGCUCCAGUGCUGAUGCCCAAGGAGGCCCAGGUGUGUGAACGCGCCAGCCCCCGCUCCAGGGUCAACAUCACAGCCUCCGACGCCGACGCUGACCCCCACGUGGGGCCUUUUGUGUUCGAGCUGCCUUCCUACCCCCCUAGCGUCCGACGCAACUGGACCGUCUCCCGCAUAAGCGGUAAGACACGGCUAGCCUGUGUUACCAUUAUGAGAUCUUUACCAGAGGUGUAGUGUGUCAGAGUUCAUAUACUGAAGCCUCCUCUCUACACUGUCCCAGUAUGAUGCUUUCUGUUGUUUUAUAUUGUCUAAUGUGUGUGUGUGGAUGCUGGCUCCCUGUGUGUUUGCUGCUGUGUGACAGAUGGCAUGGUGUGGUCUCAGGCUGAUGGACUGUGGUAUAAUGGAGGUCUUACAGUACAUGCCACUAUUCUCCCAGCUCUGUCUCAUGUUGACAUAUGAGCUGUGUGCUUUGUGACAGAUCACAUCCAUUCAUCUCUCUGGUCUGAUAGACAAGAUGCCACCCCUACAGAUUAAUCUAUGACACUAUUUCUUUUAACAAUCCGAUACAACUGAGGGCUAUGUUUUUGGUAUAAGACCGUGAGGUAGUCAGGUCUAGGUGAUCCGUUUGGCAUUCCCGUUUGGCAUGCCUCUUAAAUAGAAAAUAACUCGACUCUAAAGUCAAGAAAUAACUGAAACGUUAUGUUGGCAACUACAUGUUAUGGCAAAUACUAGAUCAAGAAGUGGAGACAAACAAAUACAGUGAAACAACGCGACCAUUGACCAAGUAGCUGAAGAACCGACUAAAGUGAGUUUAGAGAUACUACUAAUAGAAAUUCGAACUGGCAAUGAGAAACUGUCCAAGCAGAUGAAGAAAAUAUCAGAUGAUGUCAAAAAAUCUACACUGAUAUGACUGACCUGGGCAAACGCGUGGCGAAGGCUGAAACCGGGUUAACUAUGGAGAAAAUCGCACUGGAAAAGAUCCAGAAAACCGUGGAUGAACAAAAAUACAUAAUUACGGGGCUUAAUGAAAGAUAAAACGGGAUGGAGGACUUCAGUCGCUGUUCAAAUCUUCGUUCCGUAUAUUUCCCCGAAAGCCAUGUAACAACCGAAAUGGAAGAAUUCCUGGAAAAGGUAAUACCAGAACUACUGGGCCAGAAGAACGUCACACGGGCUCCCACAAUUGAACGAGCACAUCGAACAGGCGGCCCGAGAGGUGACACAUCACCCUGAAAUCAGCAAAAGAAGCUACCCGAUUCCUGGAUAACCUGGACAAGGAGAACAGUGGAAAUGGCAAUUAAUGAAAUGUAUAGACUACAGGACAGCCUCUCAACAGAAGAUGUACGACAGAUGGGGCACUGGACUAUUGAACUGUUUAGGCUACUGAAAAGAGGUGAACGAUGGACUGUUACAUCCCACCACAUCAAAGACACAAAAGAGAAAGGUAUGUGUUGUUAAUGCCUUCACUCACAUGCCUAUUGGAAAGACAAUCACAGCACCACUCAGGCGAUCUGUCUACAGUGGGGGAAAAAAGUAUUUAGUCAGCCACCAAUUGUGCAAGUUCUCCCACUUAAAAAGAUGAGAGAGGCCUGUAAUUUUCAUCAUAGGUACACGUCAACUAUGACAGACAAUUUGAGAGAAAAAAAAUCCAGAAAAUCACAUUGUAGGAUUUUUUUAUGAAUUUAUUUGCAAAUUAUGGUGGAAAAUAAGUAUUUGGUCAAUAACAAAAGUUUCAAUACUUUGUUAUAUACCCUUUGUUGGCAAUGACACAGGUCAAACGUUUUCUGUAAGUCUUCACAAGGUUUUCACACACUGUUGCUGGUAUUUUGGCCCAUUCCUCCAUGCAGAUCUCGUCUAGAGCAGUGAUGUUUUGGGGCUGUCGCUGGGCAACACAGACUUUCUACUCCCUCCAAAGAUUUUCUAUGGGGUUGAGAUCUGGAGACUGGCUAGGCCACUCCAGGACCUUGAAAUGCUUCUUACAAAGCCACUCCUUCGUUGCCCGGGCGGUGUGUUUGGGAUCAUUGUCAUGCUGAAAGACCCAGCCACGUUUCAUCUUCAAUGCCCUUGCUGAUGGAAGGAGGGUUUCACUCAAAAUCUCACGAUACAUGGCCCCAUUCAUUCUUUCCUUUACACGGAUCAGUCGUCCUGGUCCCUUUGCAGAAAAACAGCCCCAAAGCAUGAUGUUUCCACCCCCAUGCUUCACAGUAGGUAUGGUGUUCUUUGGAUGCAACUCAGCAUUCUUUGUCCUCCAAACACGACGAGUUGAGUUUUUACCAAAAAGUUCUAUUUUGGUUUCAUCUGACCAUAUGACAUUCUCCCAAUCCUCUUCUGGAUCAUCCAAAUGCACUCUAGUAAACUUCAGACGGGCCUGGACAUGUACUGGCUUAAGCAGGGGGACACGUCUGGCACUGCAGGAUUUGAGUCCCUGGCGGCGUAGUGUGUUACUGAUGGUAGGCUUUGUUAUUUUGGUCCCAGCUCUCUGCAGGUCAUCCACUAGGUCCCCCCGUGUGGUUCUGGGAUUUUUGCUCACCGUUCUUGUGAUCAUUUUGACCCCACGGGGUGAGAUCUUGCGUGGAGCCCCAGAUCGAGGGAGAUUAUCAGUGGUCUUGUAUGUCUUCCAUUUCCUAAUAAUUGCUCCCACAGUUGAUUUCUUCAAACCAAGCUGCUUACCUAUUGCAGAUUCAGUCUUCCCAGCCUGGUGCAGGUCUACAAUUUUGUUUCUGGUGUCCUUUGACAACUCUUUGGUCUUGGCCAUAGUGGAGUUUGGAGUGUGACUGUUUGAGGUUGUGGACAGGUGUCUUUUAUACUGAUAACAAGUUCAAACAGGUGCCAUUAAUACAGGUAACGAGUGGAGGACAGAGGAGCCUCUUAAAGAAGAAGUUACAGGUCUGUGAGAGCCAGAAAUCUUGCUUGUUUGUAGGUGACCAAAUACUUAUUUUCCACCAUAAUUUGCAAAUAAAUUCAUUAAAAAUCCUACAAUGUGAUUUUCUGGAUUUUUUUCUCUCUCAAUUUGUCUGUCAUAGUUGACGUGUACCUAUGAUGAAAAUUACAGGCCUCUCUCAUCUUUUUAAAUGGGAGAACUUGCACAAUUGGUGGCUGACUAAAUACUUUUUUUCCCCACUGUAAAUGAAUAACAUUUUAAUGACUAUUGACUAUGCAGCAGAAAUGGCAAACCAUUAAUUGGUAGGCUAUAGCCAUCAACUAUUUAUUUAAAUAACAAGUGAACAAGACACAUGAUGAUUGCUAUGAUCUGGACAAUUAUUUUUGAAUGCUCCCCAGCCGAUAGGCUAUAAAAGCCUGAGUGGGUGGGAAUAAAUUAAAUGGCCCAUAUGUGAAAAAAGACUGGGAGAGAUGAAAUGUCAUACAUCCUAAGAAGCUGAAAUUGUAAACACACAGUACUUUUAUUUCCGUUGCUCUCUUCCUUCCUUCUUUUUAAAACAUUUAAUUUACUGUUGCCCGAAUUAAGGCAUCAUAACGGGAAAAUUGAUAUAUGAAUUGAAAAAUGUCUUAUCAAUGUGGGCAACAUGAUAUCAUCACGUGUUGACUAUCCUUUCCUUUUUUAUUCUCACAUAGAAAGUGCACUGAAUAAUGUUAAUGUUUUGGUUGAAUGAAUUUUGAAGAAACAUGGACAAUUGCUGAGUUUAUAAAAGAGAGUGACAAACAAGCAGGCUAUGUGCACGAAGCCCACAAUUAUGCAUCUUUCAAUCAUUAUUUUCAGCUCUUUGUUGGACAAUUAUAUCGAAAUGAAUUCAUUAACUGAAUCCCAAUGUGGAAUGUACAUGAAAUGUAGCUAGGCCAACUGAACAUGUAGCUGAUACACUCUGGAAAAACAAGUGAAUAAAUGGCACUCGCUUUGCCUUUAACAGUGCCCAGAGCGGACGGAUGUUGCAUUGAUGUUACAAGUCAUUAUACCACCCUGCUCUUAGUGAUCCGCCCGCUCUGUCCCCCGGUGGGUCAAGACGAGUGAGCCCCACAUGUGGUUGUGUGCAGUACAACGGAACUGUAGGCUACUCCAGUGGUUAUAGGCCUACAUCUGUUUGCAUUUAUUUAAUUGGAGAAUUAUAUGGAGAGUUUAACACAUUGUUCUAUUUAAUAUACUAUAAUGAUCCCUAAUGCCUAAAUAAUCAAAUUCAUUUUAUUCACAAUUAACACAGUGAUGGCAAGUGCUUUAUAUGCUGUUUUUCUCAUGUUAUUGACCCUGAGAGGGAUAACCUAUUCCUUUCCUUUGGAAAACAAGAGGUAGGCCUAUCACGCUGGCCAGGACAAAUUAUUCAUAUAUACUUUAGAAGGGUCUCAUCUAUCUCAGAAGGUAGAACCAGCCUUAGACAGGACUCCUUAAUUAUAAUCAUAAUGAUGAUCAUAAUAAUAAUAUAUUUAUUACACAACCAGUCAAAGGUUUGGACACACCUACUCAUUCAAUGGUUUUUCUUUAUUUGUACUAUUUUUUACAUUGUAGAAUAAUAGUGAAUACAUCAAAACUAUGAAAUAACACAUAUGGAAUCAUGUAGUAACCAACAAAGUGUUAAACAAAUAUAUUUUAUAUUUGAGAUUUUUCAAACAGCCACCCUUUGCCUUGAUGACAGCUUUGCACACUCUUGGCAUUCUCUCAACCAGCUUCAUGAGGUAGUCACCUGGAAUGCAUUUCAAUUAACAGGUGUGCCUUCUUAAAAGUUAAUUUGUGGAAUUAGUUCCUUAAUGCAUUUGAGCCAAUCAGUUGUGUUGUGACAAUGAAAGGGGGGGGGGGGGGGGGGGGGGGGGGGGGGAUAUACAGAAGAUAGCCCUAUUUGGUAAAAGACCAAGUCCAUAUUUGGCAAGAACAGCUCAAAUAAGCAAAGAGAAACAACAGUCCAUCAUUACUUUAAGACAUGAAGGUCAGCAAAUACGGAAAAUUGAGACACAUCUUAACGUCAACUGUUCAGAGGGGACUGUGUGAAUCAUGACUUCAAGGUCGAAUUGCUGCAAAGAAACCACUACUAAAGGACACCAAUAAGAUGAAGAGACCUGCUUGGGCCAAGAAACACGACUAAUGGACGUUAUACCGGUGGAAAUGUGUUAUUUGGUCUGGAGUCCAAAUUGGAGAUUUUUGGUUCCAACCGCUGUGUCUUUGUGAGACACGAUGUGGGUGAACGGAUGAUCGCUGCAUGUGUAGUUCCCACCGUAAAGCAUGGAGGAGGAGGUGUUAUGGUGUGGGGGUGCUUUGCUGGUGACACUGUCUGUGAUUUAUUUAGAAUUCAAGGCACACUUAACCAGCAUGGCUACCACAGCAUUCUGCAGCGAUACACCAUCCCAUCUGGUUUGGGCUUAGUGGGAGUAUCAUUUGUUUUUCAACAGGACAAUGACCCAACACACCUCCAGGCUGUGUAAGGGCUAUGUUACCAAGAAGGAGAGUGAUGGAGUGCUGCAUCAGAUGACCUGGCCUCCACAAUCCCCUGACCACAACCCAAUUGAGAUGGUUUGGGAUGAGUCGGACGGCAGAGUGAAGGAAAAGCAUCCAACAAGUGCUCAGCAUAUGUGGGAACUCCUUCAAGACUGUUGAAAAAGCAUUCCAGGUGAAGCUGGUUGAGAGAAUGCCAAGAGUGCGCAAAGCUGUCAUCAAGGCAAAGGGUGGCUAUUUAAAGAAUCUCAAAUAUAUAAUAUAUUUUGAUUUGUUUAACACUUUUUCGGUUACUACAUGAUUCCAUAUGUGUUAUUUCAUAGUUUGAAUGUCUUAACUAUUAUUCUACAAUGUAAAAAUAAGAAAAACCCUUGAAUGAGUAGGUGUGUCCAAACUUUUGACUGGUACUGUACAUGUUUUUGGAAAUACAUUUAAGUAAUGAAGUACUCCCAACUCCCAUCUGAGAAGCUCUUAAAGCAUAUACAAGAGGUUGUAUCAUGUCUUACCUUUCACAUAAGAAAAAUAAUACCCAUAAAGAAUUAGAAAUACUAGAACAGAAAAUCCACGGCUUAGAAGGAAAACACAGUUUAGAUAGAAAUGCUAACACCCUUCAACAAAACACAGUUUAGAUAGAAAUGCUAACACCCUUCAACAAAACACAGUUUAGAUAGAAAUGCUAACACCCUUCAACAGUUGAACACUUUGAAGCUCGAAUGUAACACAAUAAACACCUGAUCUGCAGAGAUUGCUUCCAUGAAAUCCUAGCAACAAUAUGUUGAGCAAGGUGAAAGUGCAGGGAAAAUACUUGCUUGGUAAAUUAAGAAAGAGGAAGAGAAACAUACUGUACCAUCCAUAGCAUUCAAACCCCAGAUGGUAGCAUAAUAAUCGAUCCUUCUGAAAUCAACUCAGUAUUUAAAAUAUUUGAUCACAAACUGUAUCAAUCUUAAAACAAAAGUUAAAAGGAGGAUAUAUACAAUUUUCUUAAUAAGGCCAUUUUAAUUAUAAGUGAACCUGAGAAAAUGAAUAUGGAUAGAAACAUUACCCCAGGUGAAUUGUUGGAGUCCAUCAAUAAUCUACAAAAUAGGAAAUCUCCUGGUAAUGAUGGAUUCCCAGUGAAAUGUAUAGACACUUCCAUUCCAAAUGACUAAAGCCUAUGUUACUUAUGCUCACAGCAGCUCUAGAGAAAAAUGUACUUCCCCAGUCACUAUGUUUGGCUACAAUCACCCUACUUAAAAAGAAAGAUAAGGAUCGAUUGUCAUGCGGAUCUUUCCGCCAUUCAUGAAUGUGGAUUACAAAAUCAUUGGUAAAGUAUUGGCUUUUCGCAUAGAAACAGUAACACAAAAGUUGAUUCACUCAGAUCAAACCGUAGUUUAUACAGAACAGGAUAUCUUCAGACAAUCUCUGCCAUUUUUUCAAUAUAAUCCAUCAUACCAAGAACUUGAAUGCUCCAAAAGUGGCAGUACCAAUAGCUGCUAAAAAAAGCAUUCGAUAGGGUGGAAUGGGCAUAUUUGGUGACUGUCUUAAUAAAGUUUGAUUUUGGUCCGUUAUUUAUUUCCUGGAUUGAGCUAUUGUACAAAUCCCCCAAAACAUCUAUACAAACAAAUGGACAGAUCUCUGAAUCAAUUAGCAUCAGUAAUUAGAACUCAUGGCUCAAUCCUGGGCAUAGAGAUUGGUGGAGAUCAACAUGUAAUAUCAUUGUAUGCAGAUGACAUUUUACUUUAUUUAUCUGAACCAGAACAUUCUCUGUCAUUUAUUUUACUACUGUUGGACACAUAUGGUGCUGUAUUUAAAGUGAAUUGGGAGAAAACUGAAAUAAUGCCAAUUUCUAAUUAUACUUCUCAAGCAUAGAAAGUACAUUUAAGUGGACAUGGACAAAGUCACAUAUGAAAUACCUGGGUGUACUGAUACCAUGCAAUCUGGAGGAGGUAUACAAAAUCAAUUACUUUCCUUUAAUAGAUAAGAUUGAAUCCGAUGUUCAGAGUUGGAGAUCUCUCCCAAUUUCUAUGUUAGGUAGAGUCAACAUAAUCAAAAUGAAAAUAUGACCAAGAUUGAUGUAUUUAUUCCAGGCCCUGCCAGUUUCAAUUCCAUCCAACCUUUUUAAUAAAAUAAAUGGCCUGCUCUCCAACUUUAUUUGGAAUGGAAAGACCUCAACACUCAAAUUGACUGUUUUACACUUGCCUUAUACAGUUGAAGUCGGAAGUUUACAUACACUUAGGUUGGAGUCAUUCAAACUCAUUUUUCAACCACUCCACAAAUUUAUUGUUAACAAACUAUAGUUUUGGCAAGUCGGUUAGUAAUUUUUCCAACAAUUGUUUACAGACAGAUUAUUUCACUUAUAAUUCACUGUAUCACAAUUCCAGUGGGUCAGAAGUUUACAUACACUAAGUUGACUGUGCCUUUAAACAGCUUGGAAAAUUCCAGAAAAUGAUGUCAUGGCUUUAGAAGCUUCUGAUAGGCUUAUUGACAUCAUUUGAGUCAAUUGGAGGUGUACCUGUGGAUGUAUUUCAAGGCCUAGCUUCAAACUCAGUGCCUCUUUGCUUGACAUCAUGGGAAAAUCAAAAGAAAUCAGCCAAGACCUCAGAAAAAGAUUGUAGACCUCCACAAGUCUGGUUCAUCCUUGGGAGCAAUUUCCAAAUGCCUGAAGGUACCAAGUUCAUCUGUACAAACAAUAGUACGCAAGUAUAAACACCAUGGGACCACGCAGCCGUCAUACCGCUCAGGAAGGAGAUGCGUUCUGUCUCCUAGAGAUUAACGUACUUUGGUGUGAAAAGUGCAAAUCAAUCCCAGAACAACAGCAAAGAACGUUGUGAAGAUGCUGAAGGAAACAGGUACAAAAGUAUCAAUAUCCAUAGUAAAACGAGUCCUAUAUCUACAUAACCUGAAAGGCCGCUCAGCAAGGAAGAAGCCACUGCUCCAAAACCGCCAUAAAAAAGCCAGACUACGGUUUGCAACUGCACAUGGGGACAAAGAUCGUACUUUUUGGAGAAACAAAAGUAGACCUGUUUGGCCAUAAUGACCAUCGUUAUGUUUGGAGGAAAAAGGGCGCUGCUUGCAAGCCGAAGAACACCAUCCCAACGUGAAGCACAGGGGUGGCAGCAUCAUGCUGUGGGGGUGCUUUGCUGCAGGAGGGACUGGUGCACUUCACAAAACAGAUGGCAUCAUGAGGAAGGAAAAUUAUGUGGAUAUAUUGAAGCAACAUCUCAAGACUUCAGUCAGGAAGUUAAAUCUUGGUCGCAAAUGGGUCUUCCAAAUGGACAAUGACCCCAAGCAUACUUCCAAAGUAAUGGCAAAAUGGCUGAAGGACAACAAAGUCAAGGUAUUGGAGUGGCCAUCACAAAGCCCUGACCUCAAUCCUAUAGAACAUUUGUGGGCAGAACUGAAAAAGGCGUGUGCGAGCAAGGAGGCUUACAAACCUGACUCAGUUACACCAGCUCUGUCAGGAGGAAUGGGCCAAAAUUCACCCAACUUAUUGUGGGAAGCUUGUGGAAGGCUACUCAAAACGUUUGAUCCAAGUUAAACAAUUUUAAGGCAAUGCUACCAAAUACUAAUUGAGUGUAUGUAAACUUAUGACCCACUGGGAAUGUGAUGAAAGAAAUAAAAGCUUAAAUAAAUCAUUCUCUCUACUAUUAUUCUGACAUUUCACAUUCUUAAAAAAAGUGGUGAUCCUAACUGACCUAAAACAGGGAAUUUUUACUAGGAUUAAAUGUCAGGAAUUAUGAAAAACAGAGUUUAAAUGUAUUUGGCUAAGGUGUAUGUAAACUUCCGACUUCAACUCUAAAUGUAAUACCUUAUGAUUAUUUAAGAUAAUUCAUAGGACUGACAGAAUGCAUGUAACGCACCCAGAAAUGUCACAUUUUGGUUGGAGAUGCAAAAAGCACAAAGGAACCCUAUUACAUAUGCUGUGGUUCUGUGAUAAACUGACAUUUUGGGAUAAUGUAUGUGCUAUCAUUUCAUUGUGUCUAGGAAUUUAUAUACAUUUCCACCUGUUGGGAAAUGUAAAUAUUGGUGUUUUGUAAUCUAGGUCUAAUUAUGGUCCUCUGUAGCUCAAUUGGUAGAGCAUGGCGCUUGUAACGCCAGGGUAGUGGGUUCGAUCCCCGGGACCACCCAUACGUAAAAAUGUAUGCACACAUGACUAAGUCGCUUUGGAUAAAAGCGUCUGCUAAAUGGCAUAUUAUAUUAUAUUAUUAUUAAUUGCUGCAACAAAAAAAUGUAUAGCCAUAAAUAAGAACGCCUCAUAUUCACCCUCAAUAACAAACUGGAGGACUGAACUAUCUAGCUACAUACUGUUGGAUUUUGUAUAUUAUAAAGCUAAACAAAAACCGGAAGUGUUUGACGAAAUUUGGAAACCAUAUGUUGAUCACCUCGGGGAAUGUGUUGUAUAGUGUGCAUUUUGUUUCUGUGUUUUUGUGUUGUUUGUGAGGUGCUAUAAAAAAAAAAGUAUACUCUGGUUUUAGUUUGAAUGGAUAUGCUGUGCUGUAGGUGCGUGUGUAUUUAGCUAUAGUUACUGCCUGUGUAUUAUUCAGUAGGUAUUUGCAUGUACUGUAUCUCUGCAGUACUGCUCACAUGGCUAUAGAUUACUACAGUAAAACUCCAGUGGUCAACUGUUUAUAUUCUAAACCACUUCUAUCUGAUACUGUGAGCUUCAAGCAGUGACAGGACAUUGUGUCUGUGUGAUUAUGUGCAGGUGACUAUGCCCAGCUGAGACUGAGGAUUCCCUACCUGGAUGCAGGGGUGUAUGAUGUUCCCAUCAUCGUGUCGGACUCUGGGAACCCGCCCCUCUCUAACAGGUCCAUUAUAAAGGUCAAGGUAUGUCCGUGUGACGACAACGGAGACUGUACUACCACCGGAGCUGUAGCUGCCGCUGGACUGGGGACCGGAGCGAUCAUAGCCAUACUCAUCUGUAUCAUCAUACUGCUUAGUGAGUAUAAUACACACUUAUACACACUUAUAUAUUCACACACACACACACACACACCUGUGCUGUAGGCGUCAUUGUCUGUGUCAACAUACUACACACACAACUUCUAAUGUAUCCAUAUUCCCAGCACUCCUCUGUCUACCCUGCUGAUGUGCUGUUCUGUGUGUGUUGCAGUCAUGGUGCUGGUGUUUGUGAUGUGGAUGAAGCGGAGGGAGAAGGAGCGUCAGGCCAAGCCACUGCUGAUUGACCCAGAGGAUGACGUCAGAGACAAUAUCCUGAAAUACGAUGAGGAGGGAGGAGGAGAGGAGGACCAGGUCAGUGAUAUAUACACAUUACACAUGCACUAAGACUUCAUUUAACAACAAAGCCAUACUUUUAGUCAUGAUGAUGACGAUGAUGACCACACCGAUGAUGAAGAUGAUGAUGAUGUAAUGUUUACAAAUACUGUGAUUGCACUCAGACACUUUCUCCGCCAUUCUUACACUUACACUGAGUCUCCUUCCUUGCCCGGUGUUGCAGGACUAUGACCUAAGCCAGCUGCAGCAGCCCGAGGCUCUGGACCACAUUAUCUGUAAACCAGCGGGGGUGCGCAGGGUGGACGAGAGGCCUGUUAUCGCUGAGUCCCAGUACCCCGUCAGACCCAGCCUGCCUCAUCCCGGAGAUAUCGGAGACUUCAUCAACGACGUAUGUUAACUAUUAGACAUUGUUCAUCUCGAAAGAUCAUACAAGUGUGUUAAUGUUCACGUUCCUGUACUAAACAGUGAUAGCUUUUCAAAAGUUUUCAAACACAGUAGCAAGCCAUUGAUAUCAGUCUUUUGCCUUCCUCUCUUCAGUGCUAACUAAUCCUCUCUAUCUCUCUCUCUCAGGGUCUGAGAGCGGCAGACAACGACCCCACAGCCCCGCCCUAUGACUCCCUGCUGGUGUUUGACUACGAGGGCAGCGGCUCCACGGCCGGCUCUGUCAGCUCCCUCAACUCCUCAAGCUCAGGAGACCAGGACUACGACUACCUCAACGACUGGGGCCCCCGCUUCAAGAAGCUGGCUGACCUCUACGGCGGAGGAGACGACGACUGA